UGGUGUGAUAACGACAAAAGCAGCGGCUCAGUUUCAGUCAUUCCACGGUGUUGUCCUUACCAAGUGGAUCGAGGAGGUGGUGAUCGACUGGAUACUUGGUUCAGACACGACUCUGUUCUUUGAUUGUUUUUUAAAUUUUGGCUAUCGGUGUAUUUCUUUGUGCUUUGGAUACUAGCUUCUGAUUCAAACAUUCAAACUGUGGAGUUCCUGUGACCACAGUCGUCAAUAACGUCAUGAAACAGGUUUGACACAUGACGAUCUGUGAGUCCCCGCGUCCAUUGGAGGAUGGACCGACACGCCACGUCCCUCGCACUUGAACAGAAAUAUGUCUACAAAGUUUACGACAGUAUUGCGCCCUACUUCAGCCACACCAGGCACAAGGCUUGGCCGAAGGUGGCAGAGUUUCUGGAAAAUCUACCGGCGGGAUCGUUGGUCGCAGACGUCGGAUGUGGCAAUGGCAGAUACUUUGACGUCAACAAAUCCAUUUUCAAAUUCGGCUCUGAUCGAUGUCAGAAACUGGUCGAAGCUGCUCGCAACGACCGCCACGAGGUGAUGUCAUGUGACAACUUGCAGCUGCCGUACCGGAACAACGUAUUUGAUGCCGUCAUAUCCAUCGGUGUCAUUCACCAUUUUGCGACGGUGGAGAGGCGUGUGGCGGCACUGCGAGAGUUGGCGCGUAUUAUUCAGCCCGGCGGGCGGAUCAUGGUGUACGUCUGGGCAAUGGAGCAGACGAGGAGAAAGUUUGAUGCUCAAGAUGUGUUGGUACCUUGGAACAUGCAGACGAAGCACAUGAGAAGACGAGGAAAACUCCUGCUGGAUAAGAAAGAUUCCUGCAACCACAGCACAAGUUCGUUGAGCGAGGACGAAUUCGACAAUACCAUCCUCGGGUUCCCCAAACACUGUGACAGCGUGGAGGUUAUGAAAGAGAAGGAGAAAAUCUGUCAGGAUAUCGUGAGUCUGGUCGCUAUGUCGGGUGCUGACGAGGCAGUGGAGCAGACGUGGUGCUCGAAAUGUUCAGGUCUUCAAACAGACGUGCUUCAGCUUGGUGGUUCGGGAUAUAAGUCAAAAAAGUUACGCUCCAUCCCACCGAAUAUUCAACUGCGUUCGCCGUCGAAUCCUUCCCCGUCCGAUAUCCAGGCGAUCGCAACUGAAGCGAAUCUGAAUUUUGAGCAUGCUGAGAAAAAGAAGAAAAAACGUAGUAUUAUGACGAUGGUUCGUGGUUCUGGCCAUGUUUCUGGUACCCCGAGCUCCGAUAGCACUCCAACCCGCCUCCCUAGUGAUAAUACUCAAGAAUCUAGUUGUGAGCAAGAAAGAAAGAUGUCACUGCCAGAUCGAUUAAAGGCAAAUUUCAUCAAUUUACUCAGUCCUUCAAAAUCUUCCAAGAAAGGCUCGCGGCAUGAGAAAGGUCAGAAAGGUGAGGAAAAUCAAGAUGAAAAAAAAGAUGUUAAGGAUCAUUUGUAUAAAGAGUUAAUUGAUCAUAUCGCUAAGAAUGAGUCGCAUAUUUUUGAUAAGCCGUGGCCCCCGAUAGAUUCUCCCACGCUCAUGCCUGAUGCGGCCCGUGGUCAGUCUUUUCAGGUGCGGGAAUUUCCGCAGAGCAGUCGGCCUCUCCUACGUCAAGAGUCGACAGAAAGUGCCUUAUCGUUUUUGCAUAGUCGCAGGAAUACCGAAAAAGGCCAUACAAGUUCUGCCGAUUUUGCAUCAGAUGAGCAGAACUCAUCCAUGAGUGAUGAUGAGGCUAGCGAUGAGGUGUUUGCUGCAGUAACCAUGACAACGGAGAAACAGUCAUCCCACCAGAGCAAGAAGAAAAGUAAGGAAGAUGGAGAUGGGAAAGAUGAAACAAAAAACAAACACAGAAAGCUGACCCUUUCAAAGUCUGUACCUGCAACAGUCGCAACGAACGAUAAUAAAACAAAUGGGAUUCCUGCUUCUGGCAACAUCGAAUGCUCCCAUAUCAGGAGUGGGAUCUUUGAAAAGGUGACAGAGCCUGAUUCACUCACACGGCGGUCAUCAAUGGAUCAGCAAUCUGCUGUUGACUUGCGUAGAGAAAGUUUGAAGUCUUUCAGAGGACGUAUUUUCUCGGACCCUACUUAUAAUGAAGGUGUGAAAAAGGACCAGUUGAGCAUUCCCGGUCCAGGAGGAGAAUUACGGGAACGUGACGGGUACUCCGCCGACGAAUCGUCAAUCGAUUCUUCCAUGAUUGAUCUCUGUUCCAUAAAUAGUUCACACUUCUUGAAAUCUGAAUCUUUAUCGAGGACAAAUAGCGAGGAGAAACCGGAACGACCUCUGAAUGGUUUUUCUUACCCGCCGCCAUUGAUGGACCCUGUUGAGGAGAAGGGCAGUACAGAACAGUCAGAAAAGGAGCAGUUGAGCCCUGAUGAGCACUGUGACAUGCUUCCCAAACUCAAACACAAGAAACUACAUACCAUCGAACAACGACGGAAAUUGAAACGCCACAGUUUUGAGUUACAGGCGUUACGCCGCCAUUUGGAUAACAUGCCUCAUGUCGACCAAUCACGUCGUUCUCUUCCUGUAGUGAGUACGCAGAGACGGUUUGUGGCAAAUGGCUGCGUACCGGAGUUGUCCAUGAUGACGUCGGUUGACGCAACGAGUACGGAAAGUCUUCUCGAUCAGCGGAUUGAAACGGAUAGCGAAUCAACGGAGCCUGGACCUAAAUCUCCAACCUAUCAUCGCUACUACCAUGUGUUCAAAGAUGGCGAGUUAAACGGCUUGAUCACCAAGUAUGUACCUGGUUUGAAUGUUGUGGACACGUAUUAUGAUCACGCUAAUUGGUGCGUCGUUGCGGAGAAAGCUUGCCCGUCCUCCUGACACAUGUGUCUAGAACACACUGUGUCUCACAGGUUCAAGUAAACUUUACGAUUAGCACUGACGGCCAGUGCCAGGAACAAAGAAAUAGUCCCAGGAAAUGAUAUUGACAUGAUUGAUUUCUACAAGUUAGUUAUUUUGGAGCAUUUUCUAUAUAUCCAAACUCCAUCAACCCUGAAGUAAUGUAAUUCAAGUGUGGUUCAUGAAGUCAGUAGAUUAGUUCAAUCAUUGAGUUGAACCUGCAAAAAAGUUUUGAAUCUCAUAUUUUAGCUUCUUGCCUGGUUCAGCAUACAGCUUUUACGAUUACAUAUCUUUUCUUGUUCUUCAAGAAGGCAAGCCUGAAUGUAUGCCUCUCUUAUUAAACUAUGUUUUUCUAUCCGAGGUCAUCCAGCAUGGCAGUGACGCUGUCCCUCCAGCUGUGCUUCCCUGAUUUGAAUGGCAAGGUCUUCUUUGACCUUGCUGUUACUCGUGGAUGUCGACCAUACAGUGGGGUUCCCAUAUUGCAGGGCUAUAUUCUAAUCCUGAUCACACCAUCGCACCGUAGGCAAGCUCUUCUGUACCCCUGGGUGCACCUCUUAGGUUCUUCAAAGGAAGGUCAAUGAUUUUUUUUGUUUGACAACCUUUUUAAUAUGAAUUCUGUAACUUAUUUUCCAAUAUUCCUAUUGUUAUAUUCCCUGCUCUUUUAGUGUAAUCCUUCUGUUGUUCUGUUGUGUACUGUGUAUUGUGUUGAUGUUAACCUAAUUUAUUAACUAAGUUAUGUUUAAUAAUAUAUGUAUUCAUGUUUGUCUGCAAUAAUAAUCUACAAUGUUAUGUCGGGUUUUUUGUAAUCUAGUAAAAAAAUCAUUUUUGCAAUUAGAAUUUUUCCAAAUGACUCGGCAGAAUUUGUGCAAAAACAUAGACGCUGUCGGAUGGUGACCUUUAUUGACUUUGGCUCUCUUGGAAGAAUUGUCUCAUUAUUUAUUGACUGAAUAUUUGACUGGGAUACCUCAGGGGAAAGUGCCAGUUGGUUGCAAUUUUUACUUCUAGUGGUGCCGUUUUGUGCAUUGUGUAUAUAUGUUUACAAUAUUUAUGUUCUUUAUGUGCAAUAAACUCAAAAGGAGCAUCUGAGAUUAUGAAUGGUGAUGAAAAGGCAGAGUUUAGGUUCACGGAUGGCUGCCUACUUAGUCUAUGAGUACGAUCUCUCUCUCACUGCCAAAAAUGUUUGUGUUAGAGAACCAGUCAUCACUUGUUUGCUGAACACAAGAUCUACUACAAUCCAUAGAUAUCGAGUCAACAGCUCUUUGGGAGCUAGGUGUGGACAGCCACAGCCUGAAUGUAGGCAAAUUCCAGACCUGGCAGUAAAAUAGUUUAGAUUGUUAGUAUACAAAUCUUCAGGGCCUUUUACAUCAUCGAGUUUUGGUACAGUUGAGCUGUCUACCAAAAUUUACUUAAAAACGGUGCCAGAUUUGCAGCGACUGACUUGUACUGGAGCUGAUUUUGAAUAAUUGUUUUGGUGUAUUUACAAUUGUAUUUAGAGAUUGUGUACAAUUAGUAACUACAGUGAAACCUCUCUAUAGAGGACAAUGUUGAGACUGACAAGUACUGUCCGUAAUAGAGAGGUGUCCUGAUUAGUGUGGUCAAAUUGAAUGGCCACAACCAAUUAUAGACCGAAACUAGUGUCGUUGGUAGAGAGUGUGUCUUUAUUAGUGAGAUGUCUGCUAAGGGAGGUUCCACUGUAUCUCUAGUCCAGGUCAGUUAUAUCAUAAAAUUUGCUUAGACCAAUAACUGAAGGCCCUUAGUUUAGGAACUUAGUAUAAUCUUGUUUAUAUUCAGGUUUGUGUCAUUGUUUAUGAUCGCCUGUCGGAGAUUGAAACACUUUUAGAACAGUGAUUUCCUGUUAUACAGAACAUAUCAUCUUUUUGUGAGAUUGUACACAUUGCACCGCACAUUAUGAAAUAAACCUUUACCAAUA
Molecule: messenger RNA, 4774 nt
Organism: Lineus longissimus
Lineage: Eukaryota; Metazoa; Nemertea; Pilidiophora; Heteronemertea; Lineidae
Exons: 6
Coding region: 286-2826 (846 amino acids)
Biological process (GO): tRNA methylation; tRNA wobble uridine modification
Cellular component (GO): cytoplasm; nucleus
Molecular function (GO): tRNA binding; tRNA (5-carboxymethyluridine(34)-5-O)-methyltransferase activity; S-adenosylmethionine-dependent methyltransferase activity
Source: RefSeq, a predicted model, not a curated record